AUGGAAAAUCAAAUAGAAUUUAUUACGCGAGAACAUUCUGCGAGAUUGAAAAAACAGCUAAAUGCAAAUAUAACACGAAUGAAUGAAGUGAAAGAGAAACAUAAAAAGUGAGUGUUUUCCUGAUUUUAUUUUUAGUUAACUAAAAAAAUCAAUGAUUUUGCAGACUUGAAGAUGAAAUAUUUCGAUUGAGGUUAGAAAAUUUAAAACACGAAGAAGGACAGAAUGAAAUUAUACAAUCGGAAGGGAUUUUUGGAUCUGGCAAAGUAUCUUUGGCCUGUGGUGAACAUGAUCGGAUUCAAAACCAAACUAGAAUUAGUGGAGAAAUCGAGAAUGCACAAAAAUGUGCAAGCACUUCUAUUGAUGUGAGUUUUGUUGGUAUUAGCCAGGCCUGAGCCGGAAAAUCAAAAAGAAAUUUGAAAAAUUGAAAAAAAAAACAUUUUAAAAAUUUUUUUAAAAACUAUAAACUGAGAAAAACAAAAAUUUCCUAAAAUUUAGGAAAUAUUUAAGCUAUUCCUACUAAAGAUCAUUUUCCGGAGCAAAAAUGAAAAUUAUAAGAAAAAUUUUGAAAAAAAUGAUUUUGACGUGAGCCGUGAAAUUUUAAUUUCUGAAAAAAAAAAUCAUACUUAUUUGGAUAUUUUUGCAGGAACAAAGUGAUUCUCAAUCAACAAAUCCAGAAGUUGAUAUUGAUCGAUCACAAGAAAUUGAUGAUGAAAAAGAAGAUAUUUGUAUUGGAAUAAUAUCAGAUCCAUUUGGACAACAAAACGAAACACCGCCACAAUUUGUUGUUAGUUGUGGUUUAGAAGAUGUAUUGGGUUUUGAUCCAUUUGUUGAAUCGGCUAAAGGAUUGUUGGAUUUGAUGAGAGAGGAAAGUGAGAAUUUGCCGAGUUUCACCGCGUUUGGCGGAGCAUUGUUUGAGUUGCAGCUACAAUUGGUUGCAGCCUCAUCAUUUCCAGCAUAUUCUCUGUUUUCAAAUGAAUAUUUCUACGGAAAUCACGAAAAAAAUUAUGAAAACUGA
This is a messenger RNA of Caenorhabditis angaria, 1015 nucleotides long. Lineage: Eukaryota; Metazoa; Nematoda; Chromadorea; Rhabditida; Rhabditidae. The record is from the annotation of a GenBank genome assembly.